Dichotomopilus funicola is the source of this 1830-nucleotide messenger RNA. RefSeq lists its product as uncharacterized. Lineage: Eukaryota; Fungi; Ascomycota; Sordariomycetes; Sordariales; Chaetomiaceae. The record is from RefSeq and is a predicted model, not a curated record. The transcript has 3 exons. The coding region runs from base 1 to 1830 and encodes 609 amino acids.
AUGUCGAACCAAGAGGAGCUGCAGCGACAGCUGCGAGAGAUACAACUUCAACGUCAAUUGGAGAUGCGACGCCAUGCCAUACCACGCUUUGGCCCCGCUGUUGACGGCGUGCUUUGGAGCCGAGUUCCUCCCGAAGAAGACGCUGACAAAACCCCGCAAGGACGGAUUCUCAGCAUCCUCGAGCUCCCGUUGAAGCCCGGCGUUGACAUGCACAAUGACUCCGGUUCCAACCCGUCCCGGAAGCUCUGGGACGCCGCCUUGCGUUACAUCAGCUCCAUUCCUGGCUGCUGCGCUGUUGAGUGGGCACAAGGUCUGGAGGAUCCUCCCGUCACAUUGCUGUGCAUGAUUCAGUGGGAUAGCACGGUCGCGUGGCGGAGGUUCCAGCAUUCCCUCGGCUUCACCCCUCUUAUUGCGCUGCUUCAUUCGGACGUUUCCAACCGCUGCGCAAAACUCGACGUCUCGGGUACGCCAAGGCUUGCAGACGCCGAAGUCGGAACCACCAUUGUUGAUGUUGUAUCCGUCACAUUCCCCACCGGCGAUGGGUGGUCACCGGACGGUCGGUUAGCUUUCGAAGAGAGCUGGAACGCGCUUGUCGCUUUGGUGACCAAUGGGCCUGACGGCCCUCGACACUCCUUUGCCGUAUGGCUCGAGAGCAACGCGUCGACAUUCUUCGACCCAACGCCGGCUGAAUCUGCCGCCUCGACCAAGACGGCCACUUUCACCGCCUUUCUUGCCUGGGAUAGAACACACUACGGUAGCCAUCGGGUCGACAGCCUAUGUGACAGCCUACGAGCUUCCCUGCUAGCUUCGUACGGCGAUGGGCCAAGCCUCUCAAGGAGGGCGGCCCAACUCAUCAGCCAGGUCCAACCAGAAGACCACGAUCCACGGCGACAGCCAGCCGCGCCGCCCAAUAGCUUGCCUGAUAUCCUGGAAGCGGGCUUUCCAAGACGAUGUAGCGCCGACCUUGCCAACCUUAGAGAGCAUACAGCCCAAGAGCUCGCCCGCAGCAUCAGCGAUGCACGGGCGAGAACACGACUGUUCCCGGCUCCACAGGGCUUCUUCAUAUCCCAAGGCGAGCUCUACGACGGCAACAUGCCCGUGAUCCCAGAAUGGCGGAGCAUGCGGGGGCCGGUCCAUGGUUAUCACCUCGUAGACGUUGUGUGGAUGCAACUCAAAGGCCGUGACUCGGCGAUCCAGGGUCGUCGCAUAUACAACCAGCUCGAUAACGAGAUCAGCGCCUUGCCGGGCUUUGUCAAAACCUUCUUGGCUCAUGAUGUGGAGAACAAGGCAAAAGUGGCCGUGCUGACCGUAUGGGAGGAUCAAGAUGCGCGAGCCACCGCCUUACCCGAGUAUCGUCGGAUCUUGGACGAGUUCGCCGGAUCAUCAGUCCACGUAGCGGCGCCGUUAACACAUCAGGCUUUCCCUAUGGCCCGAGAUCCUGGCCCCGGGGGUCUAAGGCUUAACCAAGUAAACUACCUCGAGUUAACCUCGUUCCACGUUCCAACGGGCGCUGUUGAACGAAAGCUUUUCGAGCACGCCUAUGGCGCCUUCGCCCGUAUGACGGAGCCUUCGGUCGUAGCAGGAAUCCCCAAGGCGUGCAUAGUCAGCGAUGCAGGGGGCUGGCAGCCUGCCGAAGAAGCUGGGGGUUCGGACCUCCAGCUCUUUACGGGAGUGCUGACUUGGGUGAGCCCGGCUGCGAGACAUGAGUGGUAUGAGGAGCUGUUCAGGCUCUCUCGCGGGUCCUAUGAGCUGUUCGGUCAUAGGCUCGAUGCCUUGAAAAUACUGGCUGCAGGAGGAGUCACGACACGGUUUCUGGAGUUACAGAUAUAA